Molecule: messenger RNA, 984 nt
Organism: Aureobasidium melanogenum CBS 110374
Lineage: Eukaryota; Fungi; Ascomycota; Dothideomycetes; Dothideales; Saccotheciaceae
Exons: 2
Coding region: 1-984 (327 amino acids)
Molecular function (GO): NAD binding; oxidoreductase activity, acting on the CH-OH group of donors, NAD or NADP as acceptor
Source: RefSeq, a predicted model, not a curated record
AUGGCCACCUCAGAAGAAUUCAAACACCAUAUCGUCCAGCUGGAUGGCCAUAUUGACCUUCCUCCUCUCCGGUUUCCUCACACCUAUGAGAAAUACGUCCACACCUCACCUGCAGAACUACCCUCUCGGAUCGCCUCAGCUACAAUUGCAAUCGGAACCGCUGUCACCAUCACAAGAGCCAACUUCCUCUCUGCAUCUAAACUCCAGCUACUUUCUUGCUUAGGUGCCGGCUGCGAUAAAUUUGACCUUCAAGCUGCUAAGGAGUGUGGAAUUACUGUGACCAAUACUCCUGCUCAAAACACCAGUACUGUUGCUGAGCACGCGUUGAGCCUGUACUUCGCGGUGAAGAGGAGAAUUGUCAGUUUGGAUGAGUUUACGAAAGAGGGGAACGGAUGGAAGAAGCAGGGGAUGUGCGUGGGCGAAUUCAGAGGUGUGAUGCCUAGAGUCUGUGAGGAGGAAGUUGUUGGAAUUAUUGGAUAUGGAACAUUAGGCAAACACGUAGAGAGACUGUGCAAAGCCCUCAACAUGCACGUCCUCAUCGCCGAACGCAAAGGCGCUUCAGAGAUCCGCCCCUCCCGCACUGCCUUCGAAGAUGUCCUGCGACAAUGCACAACCCUCUUCGUCACCUGCCCUCUGGACCCAUCAACCCACAACAUGCUCUCCCACCACGAACUCUCUCUACUUUCUCCGACCUCCAUUCUCAUCAAUGUGGGUCGUGGUGGUAUUGUAAACGAACAAGCUCUCGCAACCGCUCUCAAGGAAGGAAAGUUGCUUGGUGCUGGAACGGAUGUUUUCGAGCAUGAACCUGCGACUAAGGAGAACUGUCCUUUGCUGGCUGAUGAUGUGCCGGGGUUGGUUGCUACGCCGCACAUGGCUUGGUUUUCUGCUAAGACGGUUAUUGGCACUAAGCAAACUGUUAGAGACACCAUUGAAGCCUUCGUCAGGGGAGAGCCGGUGAAUAUGGUCGUAGAUGGUAGAAAAUAG